UUUUUUAUUAGUAUAUUUUAACAGUCAACAAAUAUUUAUAAUCUUCAAGUGUUAGAGGAAAAAAAAAAGAAAAAAAUUGGAUUGAAAGAUUUUAGGGGGAUUGUUUUCAAAUAUUGUCUUUUUUUUUUUAUCUGAUCUAAGUAGGCCACAAACAUUUCAAGAGCAAAAGAGAAACCGGGAGAAACUGUGGGUUAUACGACAAUGUCAAAGUAACGUUAAAUAUAGAAGUUUGUGAAAACAGAAAAAAAAAAGUCAAGCUUGACGAGUUUUACUAAACGGUUUUCUUCUUUUUUGAAAAAGAAAAAAAAAACACUGAGUAGCAGAUACAAAGUAAAUUAAAUAAUGUAUACAUGCAUUAAUUGUGGCAUUGAAGUCGAAGAACUUUAUAGAAGAUACAGUCCAAGUGUUUUGAAGGUUUUAAAAUGCGGUAACUGUUGUAAUUUGGCAGAUAAGUACAUCGAAUACGAUCCUGUUAUUGUAUUAGUAGAUCUAGUUUUGCUUGAAAAACCAGCUUAUCGACAUCUACUUUAUAACAGUAAUUUUCAAUCGUACUGGAAGCUGAUGGUUGUUUUACUUUUGGGCGAAUCAUUUAGAGCAUGGUCAAUAUUCAAAAAUUAUCAAAUUGAUCAAGACUCAGAUGAUCAUCAGAAUUACCCGCAAAACAACAAAUUUGAUAGCGAAAGAAGUUUUUAUAUACUUCUUGCUCAUACAGCACUAUCGUUGGGUGCUUUCGUUCUUGCUAUGAUAAUUAGUACAGAGAUAAGAUGGUUAAUUAUGGGUGUACGACCACAAAAGUAUAAAAUUUCUGAUCUUUUUCACGCAUUGAUUGUUGGAGGCUGUGCUAAACUUCUAGGACUUCUUGGCGUGAUUUGGCAGUACGUUGCUCCAGAACUUUUUUAUGUACUUAUUCAUGGUUACACUAUGCUAUGUCUUUUAACUGCAUACUCAGUAAUCUGCGAGAGUGGAAGGACUGGAUCAUUAAUUGGAUUAUCUAGUGGAUUAAUAGCAUACAAUUAUGUAUCCAAUUUGAUUUCUUGGUUUCCAUUAAUAAUUACAAAUACUACAGAAACUGAUGAUGUUACAUAA
Messenger RNA from Cotesia glomerata, 1086 nucleotides. It is a transcript of the gene Arv1, whose product is annotated as protein ARV1. Gene Ontology annotation, biological process: intracellular sterol transport; sphingolipid metabolic process; sterol metabolic process. Gene Ontology annotation, cellular component: Golgi apparatus; cortical endoplasmic reticulum. NCBI's taxonomy places the organism in Eukaryota, Metazoa, Arthropoda, Insecta, Hymenoptera, Braconidae. The transcript is spliced from 5 exons. The record is from RefSeq and is a predicted model, not a curated record. The coding region runs from base 343 to 1086 and encodes 247 amino acids.